This is a messenger RNA of Balaenoptera musculus (blue whale), 1134 nucleotides long. RefSeq names its product aminoacylase 3 (gene ACY3). Gene Ontology annotation, molecular function: hydrolase activity, acting on ester bonds; aminoacylase activity. The record is from RefSeq and is a predicted model, not a curated record. Lineage: Eukaryota; Metazoa; Chordata; Mammalia; Artiodactyla; Balaenopteridae.
AUGUGCUGGCUGCUGGUGCCCUGAGAGGCCCUGCACCACGUGGCAGUGACCAGGGCCACUCACGGCAAUGAGACAGCUAGCGCCUACCUGGCCCGGCACUGGCUGCGGGUCCCAGGGGAGGUGCAGAGACUCAGCUUCUCCACCGUGCCUGUGCUGCUGGCCAGCCCGGUGGCCUCAGCCGCCUGCUGCCGCUACGUGGGCCAUGACCUCAGUCAUGCCUUCACCGGGUCCUUCCUAAAUGCCAGGGCCAACCCAGAUGACCCACACGAGUUGUCAAGGGCCAGAUAUCUGAACCACCUGCUGGGGCCCAAGGCCUCGGGCCGGCCUUCACUUAUCCCAGACCUUCACAACACCACGGCCUCACCUGGAAGGAGGGCACAGGGAGGCGAGUGCUCCCUCCAGGAUCUCCCCCCUCACCCGACUCCCGCCUCAUCUUCCACCCCCGAGCAGCCUGGGGCCCUGACCCGCCCCACCCCCAUCCCCCGGCUGCAGAGCCCUGAGCUCCCGGCCGGUCAUCCCGCACCAGUGGCGGGGGGAGGAGAGUCAGAGCGAGUACCCUGCGAACAAGAAGGGAAAGGCCCUGGAGCUGCGCCCCGGCCUCAAGGGUGCUGCGGGCCAACGUUUUUCACCAGGAUGAGGGUCCUGGUGGCCGCAGCUGUAGACUUCAUCGAGCUGUUCAAGAGACCCCCGGGGUCUUGCUGGGAAACUAAGGCGCAGAGAGGAGAGGGCCUGGCCCCGGCGGGACCAAGGAACCAGGCUCCCCACCGCCCACUCGGCCCUGGGCCUGGAGGGAGGGACGGGCUCACAGCCCCAGCCUCCUGCACAGGCAUGGAGAUGGAGGUAUACGGAACCGUGAGCAGCGUGGACUUCCCACGCACCGAGGCCGGGGACCUGGCCGGCCCCGUGCACCCUCAGCUGCGGGACUGAGACUUCGAGCCACUGCGACCUGGUGCACCCAUCUUCCAGAUGUUCAGUGGUGAGGACGUGCUCUGUGAGGGGGAGUCCGCCAUGGACCCUGUGUUCAUCAACGAGGUUGCCUACUACGAGGAGGGCAUUGCCUUCCUCCAGACUGAGAAGCUCACGUUCUCCGUGCCUGCCCUGCCUGCACUGGCUCCACCCCGCCAGGGUCCCUAA